Molecule: messenger RNA, 1335 nt
Organism: Pipistrellus nathusii (Nathusius's pipistrelle)
Lineage: Eukaryota; Metazoa; Chordata; Mammalia; Chiroptera; Vespertilionidae
Source: the annotation of a GenBank genome assembly
AUGGCCGCGCUGGCCCGGCUGCUGCCGCCGCUGCUCCUGCUCUGCGCACCCCGGCCCCGCGGCUCCAGGGCGAUGAAUGACAUCGGGGACUAUGUGGGCUCCAACCUGGAGAUCUCCUGGCUGCCCAACCUGGACCACCUGAUGGAGGGCUACGCCCGCAACUUCCGGCCGUGCAUCGGAGGGCCCCCCGUGAACGUGGCGCUUGCCAUCGAGGUCGCCAGCAUCGACCACAUCUCGGAGGUGAACAUGGAGUACACCAUGACGGUGUUCCUGCACCAGAGCUGGCGGGACAGCCGGCUGUCCUACAACCACACCAACGAGACGCUGGGGCUGGACAGCCGCUUCGUGGACCGGCUGUGGCUCCCCGACACCUUCGUCGUCAACGCCAAGUCCGCCUGGUUCCACGACGUGACGGUGGAGAACAAGCUCAUCCGGCUGCAGCCGGACGGCGUCAUCCUGUACAGCAUCCGAAUCACGGCCACAGUGGCCUGCGACAUGGACCUGGCCAAGUACCCCAUGGACGAGCAGGAGUGCACGCUGCACCUGGAGAGCUACGGCUACUCGGCCGAAGACAUUGUGUACUACUGGUCGGAGAACCAGGAGCAGAUCCACGGGCUGGACAAGCUGCAGCUGGCGCAGUUCACCAUCACCAGCUACCGCUUCGCCACGGAGCUCAUGAACUUCAAGUCGGCCGGCCAGUUCCCCCGGCUCAGCCUGUACUUCCACCUGCGGAGGAACCGGGGCGUCUACAUCAUCCAGUCCUACAUGCCCUCCGUGCUGCUGGUCGCCAUGUCCUGGGUGUCCUUCUGGAUCAGCCAGGCGGCCGUGCCCGCCAGGGUGUCUCUAGGCAUCACCACGGUGCUGACCAUGACCACCCUGAUGGUCAGCGCCCGCUCCUCCCUCCCGCGGGCCUCGGCCAUCAAGGCGCUGGACGUGUACUUCUGGAUCUGCUACGUGUUCGUCUUUGCCGCGCUGGUGGAGUACGCCUUCGCCCACUUCAACGCCGACUACCGGAAGAAGCAGAAGGCCAAGGUCAAGGUCACGGAGCGGAGGGCAGAGGUGGACAUGAAGCACGCCAUCGUGCUGUUCUCACUCUCGGCCGCCGGCGUCUCCCGGGAGCUGGCUGUGUCCCGGCGGCCGGGCCACCUGCCCGGGGGCCUCCUGGGCUCCUACCGGCCCGUGGAGGUGGAGGUGGGGGCGGCCGAGAGGCCGGGGGGCCUCCGCGCCCUCCUCAGGCCCAUCGACGCGGACACCAUCGACAUGUACGCCCGCGCGGUCUUCCCCGCCGCCUUCGCCGCCGUCAACAUCGUCUACUGGGCGGCCUACGCCCUGUGA